Acanthosepion pharaonis is the source of this 1200-nucleotide messenger RNA. The record is from the annotation of a GenBank genome assembly. NCBI's taxonomy places the organism in Eukaryota, Metazoa, Mollusca, Cephalopoda, Sepiida, Sepiidae.
AUGGGAGUGGCACCGGCAGAACUGGAAUUGGCCAGACGUAUUACAAUAUCUAUACAACUUUUCCCUUUUCCGGAAGUCUGUAUACAUUUUUGGUCCGAUUAUCUAUCUAUCUAUCUAUCUAUCUAUCUAUCUAUCUAUCUAUCUAUCUAUCUAUCUAUCUAUCUCAUUCUGUUAUUAUUCUAUCUAUCUAUCUAUCUAUCUAUCUAUCUAUCUAUCUAUCUCAUUCUGUUCAUUAUCUAUCUAUCUAUCUAUCUAUCUAUCUAUCUCAUUCUGUUCAUUAUCUAUCUAUCUAUCUAUCUAUCUAUCUAUCUAUCUAUCUAUCUAUCUAUUCUAUCUAUCUCAUUCUGUUCAUUAUCUAUCUAUCUCAUUCUGUUCAUUAUCUAUCUUCAUUCAUUUCUUAUCUAUCUAUCUAUCUAUCUAUCUCAUCUAUCUAUCUAUCUAUCUAUCUAUCUAUCUCAUUCUGUUCAUUAUCAUUAUCUAUCUAUCUAUCUAUCUAUCUAUCUAUCUAUCUAUCUAUCUGUCUCUUCUUUCUUUCUUUCUUUCUUUUUAUCUCUCUCUGUUUCUUUCUUUCUUUCUUUCUUUCUUUCUUUCUUUCUCGUUUGUGAAUGUUUUUAUUCGAGUAACAAUUUUCUUUUCUUUUUUCUUCUUUCCUUUCAUUUGAUUACCUUUCUUUCUUCUUUUCGUUCCUUUUUUCUUUCUUUCUUUAUUUAUAUAGCUUUGUCUUUCUUUCUUCCUUUCUGCCAUUUUUCUUUCUUGUUAGUUGAUUUUUCUAUUCGUGUAACCAUUUUCUUUUCUUUUUUCUUCUUUUCUUAUCUUUCUUUUUUCCAUUUUCUCUUUCUCUUUCCUUCCUAUUUCAUCCUUUAUUUCGAUCUUUCUUUCUUCUUAGUCUAUUUUUGUAUUCGUGUAACAAUUUUUUUCUUUUUACUUUUUCAAUAUUUCUAUUCUCGUAACAAUUUUAUUUUCUUUCUUUUUUCUUAUUUGCUUUUGUUUUAUAUUCUUUUUUUUUGUUCUUUCUUUCUUUUUGGUCGAUUUUUUAUGUCUUUUUUCCCCCUAUCUUUCUUUUUUUCUUUCAUUCUUUCUUCUUCAUAUCGCUCAUUUUUCUUUUCCCGUUGUUUCAUGCUUCUUUCUUGUUCCACUCUCUCUCAUUCAUUGUUGCUUUCUCAUUGCUUUUUGUUUCCUUCAGAUCUCUUCUCGCCAUAA